Bufo bufo (common toad) is the source of this 1862-nucleotide messenger RNA. It is a transcript of the gene ATP6V1C1, whose product is annotated as ATPase H+ transporting V1 subunit C1. Gene Ontology annotation, biological process: proton transmembrane transport. The record is from RefSeq and is a predicted model, not a curated record. Bases 163 to 1311 code for a protein of 382 amino acids. Gene Ontology annotation, molecular function: proton-transporting ATPase activity, rotational mechanism. Gene Ontology annotation, cellular component: vacuolar proton-transporting V-type ATPase, V1 domain; lysosomal membrane. NCBI's taxonomy places the organism in Eukaryota, Metazoa, Chordata, Amphibia, Anura, Bufonidae. The transcript is spliced from 13 exons.
UUUUAAUGCUUUACUUCUUGUACCGAGAAGAGGCGGUGGGUUGUGAGCAAGAGGAUGGCGGAGAUCUGAUGAGCUGACCCUCCGCUUGUUUAUACCGACUGUGACAGUUUAUCUCAGCUAAUCAGGGAAAUUCCGCCUACGACCAACACUUAACCCACAAUUAUGACCGAGUUCUGGUUGAUCUCCGCUCCUGGGGAGAAAACAUGCCAGCAAACCUGGGAAAAACUCAUGGCCGCCACCAUUAAGAAUAACAACUUGUCUGCCAAUCACAAGUUUAACAUACCUGACUUAAAGGUCGGCACUCUUGAUGUCCUGGUCGGUUUAUCUGAUGAACUGGCUAAACUGGACUCAUUUGUAGAAGGAGCGGUGAAGAAGGUUGCGCAGUAUAUGGCGGAUGUUCUGGAGGACAGCAGAGACAAGGUGCAGGAGAACCUUUUGGCCAGUGGAGUGGAUCUGGUGACAUACAUCACAAGGUUCCAGUGGGACAUGGCAAAGUACCCGAUUAAACAGUCUUUGAAGAACAUUUCAGAAAUAAUUGCUAAAGGUGUUACACAGAUUGAUAAUGACCUGAAAGCAAGAGCUUCUGCCUACAACAACCUGAAAGGAAAUCUUCAAAAUCUCGAAAGAAAAAACGCAGGAAGCUUAAUAACCAGAAGCCUAGCGGAAAUUGUGAAGAAAGACGACUUUGUCCUGGAAUCUGAAUACUUGAUCACUCUAUUAGUUGUCGUUCCAAAAAUUAGUUAUAAUGACUGGGUUAAGCAAUAUGAAACUCUGGCAGAGAUGGUGGUCCCCCGCUCCAGCAGUGUGUUAUCAGAAGACCAGGACAGCUACCUGUGUAAUGUCACCCUCUUCAGAAAAGCAGUGGACGACUUCCGGCACAAAGCCAGAGAAAAUAAGUUUGUGGUCCGUGAUUUCCAGUACAACGAAGAGGAGAUGAAAGCCGAUAAAGAAGAGAUGAACAGACUGUCUACUGAUAAGAAAAAACAGUUCGGUCCUCUAGUACGAUGGCUCAAAGUUAAUUUCAGCGAAGCUUUUAUCGCCUGGAUCCACGUGAAAGCUCUGCGGGUUUUUGUAGAGUCUGUACUAAGGUACGGGUUACCAGUGAACUUUCAAGCCAUGCUGCUUCAGCCCAACAAGAAGACCAUGAAGAAACUCCGGGAAGUCCUGUAUGAUCUGUACAAACACCUGGACAGCAGCGCGGCAUCCAUUAUUGAUGCUCCUAUGGAUAUCCCCGGAUUAAACCUCAGCCAGCAGGAAUACUACCCCUACGUCUACUACAAGAUUGACUGCAAUUUGCUGGAAUUUAAGUAAAACCGUACACUUGUGUUAUUGGCGCAGAGAUGAGUUUGAAGUACAGAGAUUCUCCUCUCUAAUUAACCCUGUGCUUGCUUCUCAUGCCUGUAACCAGGACAACCCUCUCGCCCCACCCCCCUUCCCCUAGUCGCCCCUUUUGACACUUAAUUUGUUUCCUUUUAAAGAAUAUACCGUAGAUAUUGUCACUUUUAUCAAUCAAUGAGUUGUUGUAAAUGUCUGCCGAGGACAGAAGAGUCUAUUUAUAAAGAGAUUUAUUUAAGGCUGGCCUUGCCGCAUGACGCCAAGUUGUAGAUGUCAUCCCUCAUCCGUACGGUGGUCGGCAUUUGUCCUGCUCGUAGCCAGAUCUUGUUUACAAGGGCCCUUGGUGUAAUUGUUUUAUACCAUUCCAUUCACUGUAUUUAGUUCAUAAAUGGUGUUUCAGUGUGCAGUCGUCGUGAUGUAAAGUGUAUGUACUAUUUAAAGUGUGUGCUUUCUGUAUAUUUGAUAAAGAUCUCUAGAGCACUGUCAGCACUCACAAGGAAAAGAAAUAAAACGGUAACCUGGCCACG